This is a messenger RNA of Fundulus heteroclitus (mummichog), 1548 nucleotides long. It is a transcript of the gene cbx7b, whose product is annotated as chromobox homolog 7b. The coding region runs from base 391 to 1176 and encodes 261 amino acids. The transcript is spliced from 6 exons. The record is from RefSeq and is a predicted model, not a curated record. NCBI's taxonomy places the organism in Eukaryota, Metazoa, Chordata, Actinopteri, Cyprinodontiformes, Fundulidae. Gene Ontology annotation, cellular component: PRC1 complex. Gene Ontology annotation, biological process: negative regulation of transcription by RNA polymerase II.
UCCGCUGAUAAACGUUAGCCCACUGAGGUUCUGCUGCUUUAAGGGCGCCUAAGGAUGAGGGUACUACCACCGUUUGGCAUCCAAUAAAUAACGAGGAUGAUGAGGCAGCCAGCGGCGCGCGCCGACGCAUCCUCCAAGAGAGGAGGGGGGGGGCGCCUUCAUGAGCGCGCGCGCGAAGCGGCGUGCAGAUGUGUCGCAGAUUUUGUAAAGUCACUGGACGAGUGCGGAGGAAGUCGCUCUGCCCAACACUGGCCUCUGAAAGUGGCAGCAAACUGAAGAGAGACGGAGCCGAGGCAGGCGGCGUCAGCGGCUGUUCCCGUUAGCCCGGUGGGUUGUAGAGGGACGUCACUUUGACAGUUAAAUCCCCACGGAGGGGCUGCGCGCACAGAGAUGGAGCUCUCUGCCAUUGGAGAGCAAGUGUUCGCCGUGGAAUCGAUUCUGAAGAAGAGACUUAGAAAGGGUAAUGUGGAGUACCUGCUGAAGUGGAAAGGGUGGCCUCCAAAGUAUAGCACCUGGGAACCUGAGGAGCACAUUCUGGACCGGCGCUUGGUGCAGGCCUUCGAGGACAAAGAAGAGAGAGACAGAGUCAUUGGCCACAGGAGGAAAGGAGCCAAGUCAAAGAGACUUCUCCUGCAGGACACCGUUUACACCAUGGAUCUCCGCAGCGCUCACAAGAUUCCCGCCAAGCCCCCUCCUCGCCUUCGCCUCUCUCUGACUCGGUCGUUGGUUGCUGACGAGGAGGACGAUGAGACGUACGUUCCUUGCGGCGCCGGCUCUCGGAUACAACCGGCACAUCGAAAAAGCAAGCACAGGGGGCCACAGAGCAGAUGCCUUAACGGAACCCCCCCGAGUCCUUCACGAGAGGACUGGGAAGAGGAGGAAGAGGAGAACAGUCCAGAGGAGAGUGAACAGAGAGAUGAGGAAGAGGAGCAAGAAGAGGCCCAAAUGGAAGGGGCUGAGAUGAGAGAAGGUGUUUUUAACGGACACAGGGAUACAGAUAACUGGAGUACCGCUGCUGGAGCCAACGCUGCCGCCGCAUCAGAAGGAUCGUGGCGACCCAUCAUCGGCCCAGGAGAGGUGACGGUCACAGACGUCACCCUCAACUCCCUCACGGUGACCUUCAGAGAGUCAAGAGUGGCCAAAGGCUUCUUCAGAGACUGGGGUCUGGAGGUGUGAGAGGCGCAGGGAGGAGAAGCCUCUGAGAGCCGGAGCAGGAAGCACUGACUCAAACACAGUGCACGAGCCUGCUCAGUGGUUGCUUUAAAUGCACAAAGUCUCACGCCAGGUACAGUGCCUUACAAAUGUAGUCACACCCCCUAGAACUCACACUUUGUCACGUUACAACCAUAGACUUUAAAGUGUUGCAUCGGAUUUAAUGAUUUAACAGAGUGGGUGUACAAAGUGGAGGGAACGUGGUGUCUGGUUUUUACCAAGAGAAAUCUAAAGGUCUGGCAUACAUUGGAGUUCAACCUUUACUAUCUAUCUAUCUAUCUAUCUAUCUAUCUAUCUAUCUAUCUAUCUAUCUAUCUAUCUAUCUAUCUAUCUAUC